This is a messenger RNA of Cokeromyces recurvatus, 1707 nucleotides long. RefSeq lists its product as uncharacterized. The transcript has 6 exons. The record is from RefSeq and is a predicted model, not a curated record. Gene Ontology annotation, molecular function: zinc ion binding; SUMO ligase activity. The coding region runs from base 105 to 1610 and encodes 501 amino acids. Lineage: Eukaryota; Fungi; Mucoromycota; Mucoromycetes; Mucorales; Mucoraceae. Gene Ontology annotation, biological process: protein sumoylation.
UAUUUUAAUGCUACUUUUUAAAGUGACUUUUUUUUUCUCUCGUCGCAUUGGUCCUAAUUUAGAUUUUUUUUUUUCACCUUUUGAUCUUCCUUUUUGACAUUGACAUGAACACUAAUCUAUAUAAAAGACGUAGAUUACGCUCAACACAGCCUAUUCUAACUCGAGCCCAGUUUCGAGAUCUCGGUCAAAAAAUAUUAGGAUUAAAGUCAUUUAGACAAUCUGUUGAAUUUUUAAUGGACCCUUAUAAUUAUUUCAAGUUGAAUAAAGUUAAAAUGGCAGAAAUACAUCAAUAUUUAUUGAAUAAGGGUAUUACUCAACAGAAAUGUCCAAGUACCCAUAUUCGACAAGGUGAUCACUCAAGAGUUUUGAUCUCUAUUUUAUUUCCUGGAUAUCCUAUUAUUAAAGCAAGUGAACAUCAUUACCAAGAUCAAAGAGAAGGUCGCUCACCUCAGGCAAAAUCGAUUGAUUUGGCAUAUGACAAGCUACCUACUACAGACAAAUAUGAAAGACUUGAAGAACUUUUUCGGAUAGAUGUGAAUUGGCAUACAAAUGCAUCAAAUUCUUCUAUUGAUAUACCAUUAAAGAAAUUAAAUCGAUCUAUUGUAGUAGAAGGUCAUGCAUCUUCAAAUCUGAAUGUACGUCUCUUUUUAUACCUUUGGACAUCUGAAUUUAUGUCCUGGACUCCCUCUUCUGAUUUUAAAUUGUUUGUGGAUCAAAACGACAAGGAUUGUCUUACCCAAUCUGACAGAGAUAUUCAUCUAGAUGGGUUUAAACAUAUUGAUAUUACAGAAAAGUCAGUUCAAAUACAAAAGGCAAAUCGUCGAAGUACAGGUUCUGUCAAAUUUCAAUUUGUAUUUGGAAAAGAAAAGCCUAGUACAAUACGACAUAUCUCAGUAUGUGCUGUCGUUGAAAAGACAGAAGAAGAAUUGGCUAGUCAACUCUAUCUACAAACAUCUGCUCUUUAUAUUGGAAGAGCGAUGGAACGAUCAAGUAAGAAAACAAUACCGUUGGAACAACAGGAGGAGGUACAGAAAAAGGUAGUCGAGCUUCUCAACCCAUAUGACCAAGCGCAUGAUAGAUUAAAUUUAGCAAAAAUGGAACAGCUCUUCCUUUCUUGUGCAGAUACAUUUAUAAAAGAGUGGAAUGAUGACGAUGAAGAAGAACGAAAUAAUAAUGAUGAUGAUGAUAUUGAAGUAUAUACAGGUGCUGAAGUGAUUUCAAUGCUUGACCCUAUUUCAUUAGAAAAAAUUCAACAUCCUACUCGUUGUAUUUUUUGUAAACAUAAUACUUGUUUUGAUGCAGUUGUAUUUUUUAAAUUUCAAGUCAAAUCCAUGAAUUGGAAAUGUCCACUCUGUUAUAUUAAAAUACGUGGAAUUCAGGACCUUUAUAUUGAUUAUCAGCUCAAGAGUAUAUUGAAUAAAUAUCCUGAACAAGACAAAUUUUUACGAGAAUACAAUAAUGCUUAUUCUGUUGUUUCUAUGUUUCAACAGAAGGAAGAUGACAAUACCAUGAAUAAUAACAAAAAGAGAUCAUAUGAUGUAGUAUUCAUUCCAGACGAUGACAAUCUUGAUGGUCAAUCCUCUGUCAAGCGUGUAAAAAAUAUAAUUUAGAAUUUAUAUAUACACUUAUAGAGUUUUUUUUUUCAUACAUAGAGAAUUUGUAAUAUAAUAAUAAAAACACUCCUAAACUUUGUAUUUAUAUUAAAGA